AUUAUUGUGGACUAGCAACCAGGAGUCCCAUGCUGCUGUCUAUCUUGUAGGCGAAGUAUGCAACAUGCUAUCUAGUCCAUGGCACUCCAUUGCAAGCCCUCCCAUGUGUCACCAGCAUAAAACUUGAUGUAAUCAACAACCUGCAGGUACGGUACACUUCAUCGCCAUGAAAGCAAUAAUGAUGUCAAAGCCAGCGGCAAGCACAUAACCACGGCGAGCGACAUGCCCAAAGGCAGCCCAUGGCACGCUGGGUAGGAAAAUGAGGAAAGAUUGGAUUGGGGACAGGUUUCUGGUGAUGAGAGGAGCAUUCCACAAAUUUACUUUGGCUUCUUUUGGACGUUGUUGGUCAGAUGGAUCUGAGAGGUAUCCAAGGCUCGGAGGGUGCUCGAAGGGCUUGGAAACGGAAGUGACAGCGAUGACGUCAUCCUCAUUUUUUCCCAUUAUUUUGUGCGCCACAUCCAAAGGGAAGGAAUAGAGCAAAGAAGGAUCGAUCGUGUGAAACAUUCCAUUGGAUCGGCAUCUCCUCUCUGUCUAGUAGCUAGCUAGACUACUAGAGAAAGAAAACAAUGUCACAAUAAUAGUCUACAGAGAAAAUGACAAGACGUUUGCAUCAACACGAAUCCCUCUUUUUGCUGACUGCCUUUGUCAUUCUAUCGGCGGUCACAACAGCCACACAUCCCCAUGGCUGGAAUCCUUCCAUUUCGCUGACGGAUGAUUCGAGAGAACCCUUGGAGAAUGGGUUUUGCCCCGAUAUUGCCGGCUUUGGAUCCGGUUUGAAUUGCGCUCGGAUGCAGGCCCAUUCCUGCAAACCCGAAGGAUCCGAUACGCAGUUCGGAUACGACCCCGUUACCAAGGCCAUUUACAGUGUCACGUAUACGGCCGACUGUAAUGCGGUUAGUGGCGAAGAACGGGGAGCCUGUGUCACGGUACAAGACAAUGAGAUUGUCGCGGGAGCAUCGUUUGGGUUGGCCGCUUGUGACAAUGACAAUGCAGCACAGCAAUUUACCUGGACGACCAAUGGACAAUUUCAGAUUUGGUCGGCCGCCGACAAUGUCCUGUAUUGUCUGGCUGUGGGCAGCGACGUGCGAGAAGCCGGUCGCUAUUAUGCCGCAGAUCUGAUAUUGGCCGAUUGCGAUGCCACCGAUUUGGUCUUGACCCAAUGGACCGUCGAUAACCAGGAGGGUUUUGCUGCUGAGGAGGAGGAGGAAGAGGUGAGUGGUAAUCAAGAAGAAGAGUCCGAGGAUAUAGAUGACGAUGAUAUCAUGGGUGGGCAAAUAUUGGUCAAUUGCAGCAUGCACAACGCCACUCACAGCAAUACUAAUAUGACCAACAGCAGCAGCAUCCUAUGCAACAACAUGACGACAAUGGUAUAG
Seminavis robusta is the source of this 1373-nucleotide messenger RNA. NCBI's taxonomy places the organism in Eukaryota, Bacillariophyta, Bacillariophyceae, Naviculales, Naviculaceae. The record is from the annotation of a GenBank genome assembly.